Messenger RNA from Camelina sativa (false flax), 1646 nucleotides. NCBI's taxonomy places the organism in Eukaryota, Viridiplantae, Streptophyta, Magnoliopsida, Brassicales, Brassicaceae. The record is from RefSeq and is a predicted model, not a curated record.
AAAAGAGAAAAAAGCUCAGUCACAAAAACAAGAAAACUCGAAUUCUCUCCCUACCAUACAAAAACACAAAAUCUCUACGUUUCUCUCUUUUACCCCACCAGCCGGCGAAAAAAGUUAAAGAGAAUGGGAGGACAGUCACGGAAAUGGAUGAUUCUGGUAGCAACGAUAUGGAUUCAAGCUUUCACCGGGACGAACUUCGAUUUCUCAGCUUACUCGUCAGAUUUGAAAUCGGUUCUUGGGAUAACGCAGGUGCAGCUAAACUACUUAGCCGUAGCUUCGGAUCUAGGGAAAGUUUUCGGAUGGUCAUCGGGUCUUGCGCUUAUGUAUUUCCCGCUUUGGACGGUGCUUUUCGCGGCGGCUUUUAUGGGUUUCGUCGGUUACGGAGUUCAGUGGCUCGUCAUCACUCAUUUCAUUUCUUUACCUUAUAUUAUGGUGUUUCUCUGUUGCUUACUUGCUGGUUUAAGUAUCUGUUGGUUCAACACAGUCUGCUUUGUGCUCUGCAUUAGUAACUUCCCCGCAAACAGAUCACUUGCUCUGUCUCUCACAGUGAGCUUCAAUGGCGUAAGCGCCGCGUUAUAUACUCUAGCGUAUAACGCAAUCAAUCCGGCUUCUCCAGAGCUGUACCUUCUCUUAAACGCUCUUAUACCUCUCAUUGUAUCUUUCACCGCAAUCAUCCCGAUCCUUCGCCAACCGCCUUUUGAGCCACUUCCACCAGAUGGAGUUCGCCGUGACUCUCUCAUGUUUCUAGUGCUCAACAUACUCGCUGCUUUGAACGGUGUUUAUCUCCUUCUCUUUGGAUCGAACUCCUCUGAUUUGACCUCUGCUCGUCUCCUCUUUGGUGGUGCAAUCGUUCUUUUGAUCUUCCCUUUAUGUAUUCCCGGUUUAGUCAUCGCUCGGAAUUGGUAUCACCGUACAAUCCACACUAGUUUCCGUCUUGAAGGUUCCGGUUUCAUUCUUGUUCAUCCUGAUGAGCUUGAGUUGCAUAAAGGGAUGCUUGCGCAUGAAGCAAACCGAGAAAGCUACCAACUGCUGAACGAAGAUGUGGAGCAAAACCCUGUUAAGACAGUAGCUGUUGAGGAAGAUGAUAUUGAUGAGUCUUGUUGCGGGAAGCUUAUUACAAAAGAUCAGCUUGAAAGUUUGGGAAUCGAACAUUCUUUGUCGUUGCUCUUACGCAGAUCAGAUUUCUGGUUAUACUAUGUCACGUACUUCUGCGGUGGAACCAUUGGACUUGUGUACAGCAACAACCUCGGACAGAUUGCUCAGUCUUUAGGACAAAGCUCAACCACAACAACUCUUGUUACACUUUAUUCCUCUUUCUCAUUCUUUGGAAGAUUGCUUUCUGCAACACCGGAUUAUAUCCGAGCGAAGGUUUAUUUUGCGAGAACCGGGUGGUUAGCAAUCGCGUUACUACCAACACCAAUCGCGCUCUUCUUGCUUGCAUCAUCAGGACACUCAUCAGCAUUACAAGCAGGAACAGCGGGGUCGCAUGGGGCGGGGUCGCAUAUGUAACUGAUGACUGAUUCCUUACGUAUGGGGCGGGGUCGCAUAUGUAACUGAUGACUUUUCUUAUUUUGCUAUGACACACUUUUCCAAUAAUGGGGGAAAAAGAUUACUGAUGGUAAAAUAAAAGUACUUUGAGUAAGUUA